Necator americanus (New World hookworm) is the source of this 2682-nucleotide messenger RNA. RefSeq lists its product as uncharacterized. Bases 1 to 2682 code for a protein of 893 amino acids. Lineage: Eukaryota; Metazoa; Nematoda; Chromadorea; Rhabditida; Ancylostomatidae. The record is from RefSeq and is a predicted model, not a curated record. The transcript has 5 exons.
AUGGUGGCGAGACUUCGUCUCGAAGCUAGGGCGUACCCCGAAAGCGACGCGCAUUGUCCUCGCCCGGGCAGUGUGGCAUAUAUGCGAGGGCUACCGGCUAGAGGACGGAGCUGGCCAAAGAAGUUAGUCCGCCAUCGCCAACAACAUCCAGUGCGCUUGGCAACGCUUAACGUUGGGACGCUUCCUGGGAGAAGUCGUGUACUGGCAGACAGUCUCAGAAAACGCCAUGUUGACAUAUGCUGUGUACAGGAGACUCGCUGGAAAGGCUCCAAGUCAAGGGAAUUAGGCGAUGGCUACAAGCUCAUCUACCACGGCACAUCAAAUCGCAAUGGCGUUGGUAUCACAUUGAACGAGUCGUUUAGAAACAGCGUCACAGCGGUGGAUCGACUAUCGGAUCGCCUGAUGGCUGUAAAAGUGGACAUAGGAGAAGUGGAAUUGCGAGUCGCCUCUGCUUAUGCGCUACAGGUGGGCUGUAGUGAAGAAGAGAAGGCAAGCUUUUGGAAAGAUCUGGAGCAGUACGUCCAAUCCCUGGAAGGCGAAGAAGUACUUUUAAUCGGAGGAGACUUCAGUGGACAUGUCGGUUCUCGGAAAGACGGGUUUGAGAGUUGUCCUGGUGGAUGCGGCCAUGGAGCUCAGAACGACGACGGGUUGCGAAUCCUGGAGUAUGCUGUUGCAAGUGACUUGAUCAUUGCUAACACGCAGUAUCGGAAAAGAAAAUCGCAUUUGAUCACGUACACCAGCGGCGGUCGUGAAACACUAAUAGAUUUCUGGAUGUUACGCCGACGAGAUCGCCGACUUCUGCAGGAUUCAAAAGUCAACCCUACAGACCAUAUCGCUGCCCAACACCAUCUGCUCGUUAUGGACUUGAAAAUCUCCCGUCCAAGGAAGAGACAUCCAAGAACUGAAACACAGCGCAUCAGAUGCUGGAAUCUGAAGGAUCCAAAGGAGGCGGCAAUUCGUGAGAAGAAGUCCAAAUAUAAGCUCUGGUGGAGGACACGUCAGCCUGAAGAUCGAGGUGCUUACCUAGCGGCGAAGAGGGAGGCUAAGAAGGCAGUCUCCAAGGCGAAGUCGGACCGCUACAAGGCUGUGUACGACAUGCUUGAUACCAGAGAAGGCGAGCGGGCAGUGUAUCGUUUAGUCAGAGCGCGUCAACGCUCAACGUUGGAUAUGGAACACACCAAGAUCGUUAAGGGAGCUGAUGGAGCCAUUCUGCGCCGCUCUGGUCAGAUCCUGGAGAGGUGGCGAGAGUACUACAAUCACUUGUGUAACGAAGAGUUCUGUCAUCCUCCGAUCCCAACUGUUUCCAGCGUCGAGGGUCCUGUUCUACCAAUUACUGCCGUCGAAGUCAGUGCUGCUCCCGCAAAAAUGAAGUCGAACAAGGCAACUGGUCCUGAUGACAUACCUGCUGAUGUCUGGAAGCUGCUAGGAGAUCGAGGGUCCGUGUGGCCCGCAACUCUAUUUAACAAGAUCGUUGCAGAAGGACGGACUCCAGACGUUUGGCAAACUUCCGUGACCGCCUAUACGACUGCUGUGCCAUACGAUGAAGGUUUUGAGCGUGUCCUGGAAGCUCGUCUGAGGAAAAUUGUCAGCAUUUCACUCAGCCAGUGCGGUUUUGUGAAGGACUGCAGCACUAUAAAUGCUAUCCAUGCUGUCCGUAUCCUCCUGGAGAAACAUCGAGAGAAGAACCGCACUGUGCAUCUUGCUUUUCUCGAUCUCGAGAAAGCUUUCGACCGUGUCCCUCAUGAGCUGUUAUGGAUGUCCAUGAGGUCGCAUAGAGUACCAGAAGAAUAUGUGAGGUGGACAAAGCUGUUUAAUGCGAAGCCUACCAGCGUUGUACGAUGUGCUGCUGGAACAAGCAGGCUAUUCCCUGUACAAGUACAAGUUCGUGUCCAUGCACAGUAUAAACAGCAGGGGUUCAUCAGGAAGCAGCAUCCGUGGACUCUACUCUUUGCCGACGAUGUCAUGCUCGCGUCGGAGUCUCGAGAUGAUCUUCAGAAACAAGUACAGUCUUGGAAGGAUCGGCUGCAGCAAUAUGGAUUGCGCCUCAACACAUCAAAAACUGAGUACAUGGAGUGCGGACCAAGGAUAGAGGAUGGUUCAAUUCGUGUCGAUGGCACCGAAUUAAACAAGGUGAACUGUUCCAAGUACCUUGGAUCCAAAGUGACUUCCACAGGCGACAUUGAUCAAGAAGGUCGAGCACGUGUAAAUGCGGCAUGGAUGAAAUGGAAAAUGGCAACAUGCGUACUGUGCGACAAGAAAGUCCCUGUUCGACCGAAGUCGAAGAUCUGCAGGACGGUUGUGCGCCCUGUUGCCCUUUACGGAUGCGAGUGCUGGCCGACGACGAAAGCCUUGGAAAGAGUGCUGCACGCUAUGGAGAUACGGAUGUUGAGGUGGACGAUAGGUGUAACUCUAAAAGAGAAAGUAUUCAACAACACUAUACGCUCCAUCUUCGGCGUCGUCCCGAUAACUGAGAAGAUGAAGGAGGCGCGACUGAGACGGUUUGGUCACGUCUUGCGGCGAGAGGAAGAUUCUGUUGCCAAAACCGCUCUGAAGUUCGACGUUUCGGGAGUGACGCCAUAUGGGAGGCCAAAGAUUCGCUGGUUAGACCGUGCGAAGCUGGAUAUGAUAGAUGCGCUUUUGUGUACGGCUGAUGCAAUGGAUAGAACCAAAUGGAAGACAUGA